CCGCUUAGCCACCAGCGCGCCGAGAGACAGUUCAUUGUAGAGGUGGAUGUAUCGGUAUACCGGGAUACCAAGCUUAAAAGCAGCAAGAAAUCACACUGACUCCAGCUAGAGCCAGGUCUGUUGCACAUUAAACUAGAUCAACAGGCUCAACUGAAUACUUGUUCUAUGGAACUUGUUCAGACACAACAAAAGUUUCAGGAGUGGCAGGAGAAUACCUACCUGAAAGGUACUUACUGUAAAAGAACAAAGAAGUAGGGCUUGCAUUUCUACUGAACAUCAUCACAGGCAGACUCUCCAGACAAAGCCAGUCAUGGCCAUUGGUUCCAUCACAAAGUCCAUUGUGUCCAUAGCUUCUGAGAUCUACAAAGUAGUUCAGAAAGUGAAGAUCAAUAAGAAAACCUGUGAACGUCUUCGAGAUCGAGUAAAAGCCUUGGAGGGGCUGGUGAGUUCGAUCGAAUCAAUGGAGGCAGCCCAGCAUUCUGCAGAGGUCAAGAAAUCCCUUGAGGAACUAAAUACCACCCUUAACUCAGCUUUUAAAGUAAUGGAGAUUUUCACCAGGACACACUGGUUUAAGUCCCUCAUAAAGAUCAGGAGCUACGAAGAGGAUUUUAAAUUGGUGAAUGAUCGCCUCCAUGACAAUAUGCAAAACCUGACCACAGCUCUGGAGUUAAAGCAAACCCAUGACAUUGUCGAGUUGGUGAAGCAGGCCUUCAGGCAGAGGGACGACGAAGAGGACAGGAAGGAGGAUGCCAAAGAACUGAAAAGAAUGCUCUUGGAGUACAGAGACUAUGUGGAGGCCAUGCAAAGCGAUCUGGAAGAUGUCAAAAACAAUUUAGCAGAAGUCAUGGAGACAUUGGACAAGCCCAAAAUCAUCAUGGACAUCUGUCCAAUUCAAGAAAGUGAACUCUGUAUCCCAGACUUUCCAAACGAAGGCGAUGAGACAGACCAAGCCCUACAGGUCUACAAAGGACAAUUUAAGGGCUUCGAAGUGGCCGUCAAGAUAUUCGCCAGUUUGAACGUCCCACCAGAGAAGAUAAAAUCUGAGUUCCAAAAAGAAGUUCAAACCAUGAAACAGUUUGAAUCCCCGAACAUCGUGCGGAUGUUUGGCAUUUGCAUCCUGAAUGAGAAGACUCCAAAUCCUAAGUACCUCAUUGUUAUGGAGUACUGUGAGAAAGGAAGUCUUCAAGAAGUUCUGAGCUCUAGAUGUGACCUGUCCUGGACCAGGAAAGUUUCCAUGUGCCGGGAUGCAGCGCAGGGUGUUUACCGACUGCAUCAGACAGAGCGGAAUAGUAAACUUCACACAAACAUAUCCAGCAACAAGUUUCUUGUGGACCAGAACUACGGAGUCAAGCUGGGCGGUUUAGAACUGGCCCAAACAGAGACAUCGAUGAAAAAGGCAGCAGUCAAUAGACGUAAGGACAAAGACUUCAUUUCACUGCUCUACUCCUCUCCUCAGGAGCUUGACAGCAUCAGCCACUACUGCAGAAAGUGUGACAUAUACAGCUUGGGAAUCGUAAUGUGGGAAAUUGCAACUCGUAGGAUGCCUUUUUCAGAUUGUCAUGGUGAUAAGGAUAGUCUUCAUAAAAAAGUGGUAGCAGAGAAAUAUCGAGAGCCCCUUCCCCAAGAAUGCCCUGAAACCCUGGCAGAGCUGAUCAAUUCCUGUAGAGCCUAUGAGUGCAUCCAAAGGCCAUCUGCUGGAGAGUUGGUGGAUAAACUGCGAUACUUGUUGAUUGAAUUAGAGCAGCAGUGAAGCUCCACCAAAAUCCUCCUGCUGGUCCAAGCACCUUCAGUGGAAGAUUGAAAGUCGUCAGUCAAAGUUUUCUGUUACAAAUUAAUAUCCACCGCUAAAAAACAAGAAUUUGUCGUUUGGAAUUUGUUUCUUUUUUAUAUGUGACACAUAGCUCUUAAUUAGAAUCAUCUUGUUUUCCUGUUUUGCAUCUAUAUGUUCCCAGUUAAUUGAUGUUGACACGGUAGUUUUAAAAAUACCUUAAUUGUUCUGCAUACAUCUAGUCUAAAAAUUUUAUAAUUUAUCUUAAACCGAGACUCUUAACAAAUAUGAGACGAUUUUAGAAUUUUAAAAAUACCUGCACGUCUACCAUUUAAA
Molecule: messenger RNA, 2104 nt
Organism: Fundulus heteroclitus (mummichog)
Lineage: Eukaryota; Metazoa; Chordata; Actinopteri; Cyprinodontiformes; Fundulidae
Product: mixed lineage kinase domain-like protein
Exons: 11
Coding region: 311-1750 (479 amino acids)
Biological process (GO): cell surface receptor signaling pathway; protein phosphorylation
Molecular function (GO): ATP binding; protein kinase activity
Source: RefSeq, a predicted model, not a curated record